AUUGGAAGAUGAAAUGAAAAGUGCUGGCGGAGGUAAUCAUGCAUAAAGCCUGCCUGCCUGCCCUCCAGCCUCCGAGUGACAAGUGAAUUGUGAGCCACAAAGCAUCUGGCGUAGUCAAAGAUCAGAGCUGAUGCUCGGUAGAGGAGCUCAAGGAUCAGGGCGUCCGAAUACUGAGAGCUGCUUCUGUAACAAACCAGGCAUUUGGAAUCACAGCCACCAUUACAAAUGUAUGCAGUGUUUAGACACGAGAGGACAUGGGCUGGAACUAGCAAGGAGAAGAAAGCUAUUGAAGAGCAAGCCAGAGGAAGAGAGAGUGAAUCUGACCAGCUGGCCUUUAACCCAUGUGCUGCUUCCGUACUGCAGCGACAGAUAGUCGAUUUGAAGAGUCAUAUCAACGAUUUACAAGAGGCCAAUGAGAAUGUUGUCCUUGAACUAGCCAAAGCAGAUGAAGAGAUCUCCCAGCUAAAGGCUGAUAUGGCUAAACUGAAAACUGAAUACGAAGAUAGACUGCAGGACUCCCUACAAAGACAUAGCAUAUUCAAAGAAAAGGUCAGUAGAAAGCACGGAGAGCCCCUCAGUCCUAUCAGUCCUGGGAACAGCUUGGACCUUCAUGGAGAGGUCUGUCAGCUACGCAGCGAGUCAUGGAAACUCAGAGAGGCCAAUCACAGGCUGAACGAGGAGAACCACUGGCUGCAGGAGGAGCUGUGGGAUAUGAGGAGACAGCACGAACGACUGCUGAGAACAAUACUUAACGGAACAACUGACAGUACAGAGAGAGGCGACGGUUCUUCACUAGCUCAGAUAAUUGAACACAAUGUGGAGCACAAUGGGAAAGUGGAUAGAGUGACAAGCCUGCAGUCAAAGUUUGAGAGAAUGCCAUCCCCAGCACACUGCAGGUAUAGAAAUGUAAAAUCAGAACCCAACAAUGGACUGGCUGAGAUUGAACUGCCAUCCUGGGAAGAGAGAGAAAGGGAACGUGCACAACACAACAGCUCCCCUCUUUCACUGGACAGUGAUGGCACAGACUUCCUGCUAGUGGGCUUCAACAAAAGGAACUUUUCCUCCAAACAUGUGGCUUUUAAAGAUGUCCUGAGGAAGCAGAUCUCUCUGACUGAGGACAGGGUUCUGGGGGAUGCCCCCACUGAGCUGCCGUUAUCCUCCACCCGUCCCCCCAGCCCAGGCAAAGAAAGCAGACCUCAACCCCUGGGGCUGGGACGUCCUGCCCAAGAGACACUGCCAGGAGGCCUGCAGGAUGAUUCAGAUGAACUGAGUGAUGACGACAUGUCUUCAGUUAGUCAGAUCACCAAUGGCCUUCAUUCUCCAGUCCACGGCAGCGCCAACACAACUGCAAGUAAAUCUGCCAUUGGACAUGCCCCUGCACCCUACGGCAGCCAAGCUGUCCUUGGCCAAAGACGAUCCCCUCUCGUGGUUCUGCCCAGACGGCCCUUUGCACCACACAGCAUUGCGGAUUUGAAGGUUGGGAGUCUGGUUAAGUUCUCCUGGCCUGGAGGGAAGAUCAGCAAAGGAACCGUCAAGUACCUGGGAAGUCUCCCGGGGAGGCAGGAGAUCUACCUGGGAGUGGAGCUGGAGGGCAACGAAGUGGGAAAGCAUGAUGGGACCUUUGAGGGGAUCCGCUGUUUCCUGUGCAAACCCAACAAAGGAGUCUUUGUGAGCUUCAGCAAAGUGAUUAUGGCUUGGGAAUGAAGACAUUCAGAGACUGCAGUGGUCGAUCACCGAAAGGCUCAUACUGUUCUGCUCUAUUGGAUAGCUACUUCAUCUAGAGUUUGUUUAAGGAAGUCCUUCAUAAAUUACAGUAAUCUAUGCUGGUCCACAUACAAGAAGUAUAAGGCUUUGUUUGUCACUAUAAGGAUGAGCUGAAUACACAUGGUGGUGGAUACUUCUUGUUUUCCUUUUGAUAUUUUUAUACUGUGAAUAAAAUUUG
Molecule: messenger RNA, 1942 nt
Organism: Acipenser ruthenus (sterlet)
Lineage: Eukaryota; Metazoa; Chordata; Actinopteri; Acipenseriformes; Acipenseridae
Exons: 11
Coding region: 226-1704 (492 amino acids)
Source: RefSeq, a predicted model, not a curated record